CCAAAGCUCGUAGUGCUUAUCCGCUGAAAUGGAGAGUGGCGCGUGUAUCUUUUCUCCGAGAUUCUUUAACAGUUAGAGAGAAUGGCGAGAAGUAACGGGGGAAGAAUCUUUGGUCUUUGAUACGGAAGAGAGAUCGAUCGGAUGAUGUGGGGCAGCAAUGGGAGGAAGCGAGGAAGGAAGCAAGGGAGGGAGGAAGGGAGGAAGGGAGCGGGGAGCGAGCACUGACAGAUAUUAUAAAUCAGUGCAUGCUGAUUCUUACAUCUGGAACUCAUCUGGAACUCGGUGGUGAGCUGCAGCCGGUCAGUCGCUCAAGACCAGACUCGGAGAGGAGAAUUCAGUAGAAAAGAAAAGAAAAGACUCAUCGUAACUGAUGUGAUCACGUUCACAUAAUUCUCGGUGUACCGAAUUCUCGGAGGGCUCGGUUCCUGCAAUUUACUAUCGCUCAUGAUCACGAGGAGGAAACGGAGGCGGUGAAUUCUGAGGACUCGACGACUCGACUGCUGAAAGGACGACGGACGGGCCGGACUCUACUUCGUGGAUCCUUCAGAUUUGCCGGUGCCAUUCACAUCGCCGCAACCCAGUAGCCGUAAGACACUAGGCCUGCGAGAAUUGCAAGGGAGCACGAGGGGCGCGAGGAUUCAGCUGCUGGCACCGGAAUUCUCAGCAAAUCGCGAAGAUGGUGAUGAUUAUCUGCGAAAAAUGCUCGAGGCGGUUCGAGACGUCCUCAGCUUACAGCCAGCACUGCGCCGACAGUCACAAGGUGGAGCCGCAGCGGCUCAAGUGCAUCUACGGAUGCGAGAGGUUGUUUCGCGAUGUGGAGGCCAUGAACAAGCACAAGGAGGCGAAGCACGCCGAGGGAGUGGAUGAGUUCGUUCAGACGACCACGACCGUCAUUCCGCCCCAGAAAGUGCUGCAGUUCGUGUGCGAAGAAUGUGGCGUCGACUUCGAAACGCUGGCCAACCUGCGUGCUCACCAGGUCGACCGCCAGGACGGCGAGCACAUCCGCAUCUCCAACGAGGUCGGGUCGAAGAAGUGCGAAUCGUGCGACAAAGUGUUCGACUGCGAGGACUCUCUGGAGCAGCAUUUCGUUUCCAAUCACGCAGUGAUCCAGCUGCCGCCGACGGAGAAGAGGAGGAUCAGCGUGGAGAGGAAGUUCUUCAAUCAAUGGAAGAAGGGCACGACUGUGGACAUAACGGUGCAGUCGGUGUUCAAGAUAUACAACUCUGCGUGGAGAGCAGCGAGGUAUGCCAAGUACAGGAGCGAGAUCGAGGCCAACAGCCGAGGGCAGGGCGACAUUCUGGGCAACGAGCAUCAGCUGUUCCACGGCACAAGUCUGGCAUGUGAGCUCGGGAGUCCGUCGCAGGGUGCCAAGCUCUGCAACCUCAACAACUGCAACAUGUGCAGCAUUCUUCGCCGCGGGUUCAAGCUGGCCAAGGCCGCCACCAACAAAUGGCAGCGCUAUGGCCGCGGCAUCUACACCACUCCCACCAGCGGCAAGAGCGAUGACUACAUUCCUGCUGCUUCCGAGCGUCGAGCCGUGUUCGUCUGCAAGGUUCUGACGGGCAAACAAUACCGCACCAAGACCAACUAUCUGGGCCUCACGAGCCCCCCUCAGGGCUUUGACUCUGUCUGGGGUGAGCCGGGAGUGAACCUCAACUACGACGAGGUGGUCGUUUACAACUCCAGGGCCAUCCUUCCUUCCUACAUCAUCGUUUACACCAAACACUCCAGUCACCAACCGCAGAGGUCCAGGGCGAGUUCUAUAUUUCUCGAAGCGGAGGGAGUGAAUCUCGGGGUUCGAAGGGUCCAAGCGUUUUGUUGUAUUGUGAUUCUGAUUCGCAUUAGCCUAUUCAGGUGAGUUGAAGAUUUUAUCACGAGCUAGCACGUGCACUCAUCAAUUUUUAAUCACUCACCCAUCUGACCAAGUCGCCUGCUCAGCAUCUGCUUCCAGAUUUUAGUGGUCGUCUUCGUAAGCUCUGCAUUAGGAUCACGAUUUCCUCUUCUGCUCGUGCAUAGCUUGCAGGUGUGUUGGCUGGCAGGUGGUGGAUCAGCCAUGGGUUCCAGGAUCAUAGAUUGCUUCGAAGUUGGAACCUAGCUUUCGGGUUUACACACGAAGGAUUCAUCUGAGUUCAGGUCCAGCUUGGCUAGGCAGUUUUCACGACAAGCACGUGAUCGAUUUCGUCAAAAGGAAACAAGAAUACGUCGGGUCCAGGUCUUCAUUCUCAAUCUGGUGAUCUACUAAAGCGCGGCGAUGGAACAAACGAAGUCAACGGUGUUUGCUCAGCAGAUACUUCAACUUCUCCAAGAGCUUCAUGUCGACUGAUAUACUGAUAUAUCUUUCUUGUUUUGCUUUUGCAACAUGAAGACUCGCUUCGUAGGAUUUACUGCUGGGUAAGUUGGCGACAUAUAUAUGUGCUCCGUCAACCCAUCACUCAUUGGUGGCAUAAAUAAAUAGGUAAGAACUGUGCAGAUAACAUAUAUUCUUUUCAGCAGGGGACGUACACAUUUUUAUGUCCAUGAGUCAACUUGAAAGCGACCAGUUCACUCACAGAGUGGUCGGAUCAUACGUCCAUAUACAUGCCGUAGAUGAAGCAGGAUCUGCAAAUUAUUGCAGUCAAGGUGCAAAUUAUCCAACAAUCACACCACUGGAUCUCAUACCGACUGUGACGAAAACCGAAGGAUAAACCAAGGAUAAUAAGAAGUUGAGCAUCGGCUGGCCUAUCACCGUCAAAUACAAGAGCACGCAGAGGAGGAAACCACGCUUCGCUUCUGUUUUCGUAUAUUUGCAGGUACUGGAUCUGAAAUGAACUGCGACGAUCCCCAGGUACCGGUUCUCAACGGGAACAAACCCGGAGGCAAAGAGACUUACACCGGAGCAAGAAACUCCUCCAGCUCAGUUCAAGUCAUUUCAUUCCAAUGGAGAUAAGGUAUCACUUCGUUCGGCAACAGAUACUACAACCAAUCAUCAGACGACCUGAUUUCGGACCCAAAGUUCGAAACUGUGCUACGAAUUUAGGUGUUUAGACAGCACGCCUGCCAGGAAUUCUUCUCAUAAACGUACUGGCUUUGAGGAUAAGAAUGCCCUGAACAUGGCGAUGGCUGCAACAUUUCCAGGGUGUUGUCUGCACCCGUAGAGCUAAGGGAAGGCAGGAGCAGAUCCAGAUUUCGAGAAUCAGGACCUCUUCUUACCAACUCCAUCGUGCCGCAUCCAUCUGGUCGGUAGUGGAAAGGCCUGGGCCUUCCUGCGAAAAGUUUGGCUGCUACGAGUGUUUGGAUUUUUCAACUAUCCACCGACCUUAUCGCCUACUGCUGGACAUAUUAAGAUUCUGCAGAAGGACCAAUUCCAUUAUAGCACAGAACCACAAACACGGUUGCAAGUAGGAGGCAGAAGGGUGGGAUGUUCACAUAAUCUUGGGCUGAAAAGGAAGCUGAUUGAGAGUCCAUGAAACCUUUUAGAAGUAAAGAAAAGAGAGAAGAACAUGAAGUAACAUGGUAACUAAAGCAUCAAGGACCAGUGAAUACUCGUACUCACGGACAGGAUGCGCUUCUCUCACUCACACGUCAGAAAAGGCACAUGUUUAAUCCUGAUGUCACUUAAGUAGCUCAUAGCGAUGUGAACUUCAUAUUCAUUACGGUCACACCAUCCACAGCUUGUGAUAGAACUCUAUGCGGUGGAUUGUUACUGAUUUUAAUUUUCAAGCAAUAACGCG
Molecule: messenger RNA, 3710 nt
Organism: Marchantia polymorpha subsp. ruderalis
Lineage: Eukaryota; Viridiplantae; Streptophyta; Marchantiopsida; Marchantiales; Marchantiaceae
Source: the annotation of a GenBank genome assembly